Geodia barretti is the source of this 720-nucleotide messenger RNA. Lineage: Eukaryota; Metazoa; Porifera; Demospongiae; Tetractinellida; Geodiidae. The record is from the annotation of a GenBank genome assembly.
AUGAUCGCGACGAGUGUAAGAAUUCUCAAGGAAUACGAGCGCGCCGUUAUUUUCCGUCUCGGACGAUUAACGGCUACCCGUGGACCCGGGCUUGUGUUUAUGAUACCGUUCUGGAUUGAGCGGAUGCAGCGCAUUAGCUUACGUGUGAUCGUCAACGAUGUCACCCCUCAAGACGUGAUUACAAAAGACAACGUCUCCGUGAGCGUCAAUGCAGUGCUCACCUUUCGGGUGACCGAAGCGGAUAGAGCGGUGAUCGAGGUUGAAGACUUCGGUUUUGCAAUUGCCCAGGUCGCACAGACCACGCUCCGUAGUGUGCUUGGACGUGCUGAACUGGAUGACUUACUCUCGGAACGCGAAAAAUUAAAUCAGGAUUUGGAGGAUAUCACCAAGGCACAUUGUGGACCGUGGGGGGUCGAGGUGCUUUCGAUGGAGAUCAAGCACGUGGAUCUCCCCGCUGAGAUGCAACGCGCGAUGGCGAAACAGGCGGAAGCGGAACGGGAACGGCGUGCGAAGAUUACACACGCCGAAGGUGAGUUCGAGUCUGCCGAGGUCUUAACCAAUGCCGCUGAAAUCCUCAGCAGAACCCCGACCGCCGUGCAACUCCGAUUCCUUCAAGCUUUGGUAGAAGUCAGUGCAGAGAAAAACUCAACCGUCAUUUUCCCAAUCCCGAUUGAUCUGCUCAGUCCGUUCCUUGAGAAGACAAAAGGUUCAGAAGGAUAG